Molecule: messenger RNA, 1913 nt
Organism: Seminavis robusta
Lineage: Eukaryota; Bacillariophyta; Bacillariophyceae; Naviculales; Naviculaceae
Source: the annotation of a GenBank genome assembly
GUUCUUUUUGGUCUGAAUGUCAUUCUGUUUGCCACUGCACCUAUGCAUACCGGUAGCCAGCAAUAACUUGGAGACCGAUGAAAUUCAAGCAGCAGGAAAAGAAGCGUCCCAAUGAUGCGAGUGGCAUCGAUUAUCUUGGACCACGCCCAUCCUCGUUAAGGCGAACGCAGGAGACGACAAUCACUCCUGGUCGUCCUCGCGCACUAGUGUCAUUCUCGCCAUGCUGCAAUCUCCUAUCAUCGUCCACCCCCCUGCAGUCACAAACGCCAAUGUCACAACUCACACAGCCACUGUACAGCCCAGUGGAUCUAACAGCAGGACUUGACGAGCACGAGAACCAGGUUGAGCCGUUGAUUGCUCUACUGGAAGACGGGCGCAACCCUCCCAAGGAACAAUCAAUUGAGAUUCGAGAGGACACCGUGGCAAUCGGAAGUGAUGACACACGCUGCAGAAUUUUUAUCCGUAGCAAGCAUAGGCGUGUGAGUCGUGUACACUGUGAGCUUUCCUUCUUCGAUGGAAGAUGCUCUUUAACAGCAAAAUCCAAGUGUUGGGUUCUCUCAUACAACAACAACCAAUGGACACCGAUCAAAGCUGGGCGCGGGUUUCCAAUUUCACAUCGGAGUCGGUUGAGGUUGGUAUGUCCUGGUUACAAACAAGAGGAUGCUAAGGAUGGUGGAGUUGAGUAUAUUGUCCAUCUCAUGGCCACGAUCCCCGGCGGCAACCCUGGAUCGCAUUCGUUUGAUCUCCAGUAUCUCCAUCUACUGGAACAAAUUGAGCUCCAUGGCGUCUUGCAGACAGCCAAUAAAAAGGGGCCGAAUCGUGCGCUACCAAAAACGUUUCCAUUUGACAUUGACUUGCAUGAUCCCACAGGACAAGAUCGGAACCUACUGCCAAUAACAAGCCUUCGUUCCCUAUAUGGUGGACGCCCAGCACUUGUUGAGGCUUUGUGGUAUCUACGUGGAGAGGAUCACAUUACCUAUCUUCAAGACAACAAUUGCCCAUUUUGGGACCGGCAAGCAACCAAGAAAGAUGAUGUUGAUAAUUGGCUUGGCUUGAACUAUGGAUUGCUUACAAAUUUUCCACAGCCUAAUGGCCAAGGGACAUACAAUCAGUUAGAGGAAGAGGCCAUCAAGCCUCUAUGCAAGCAUGGCUCCAGUUCCCGAAACAUGACUUGCUCCCUGUUCAAGCCUGGUGAAGAAACAGUGCAAAGAGCUUGUACAUCUAGUAUUCAAUUCUCUGUUUCCACAAAUAACAAUGUUGAGUCAUUGAACCUGACUAUCAAUCAACGUUCGUCUGACACAAUUGUUGGGCUUCCUCAUGAUGUAGUGGUAUGGAGCAUAAUCCUUCAUUUGGUACGGAGGGAAGUGUGGAUUCGGUCACAGCGCAAAUUGCAUGCUGGAACUUUGUCCUUUGCCAUAGUUCAAAAUUGUGCUCAUGUCUACCAAAUCAAUGAUGGUGCCUUGCAUGAGAUUCUGCAACGAAAACCCAAACCUGAGUGCCAACCAUAUUUGGUCAUAGAUGAUGACAAAAGUGGAAUCUUUGAUCUGGCAGCGGCCAAAAAACCUCCUGUGUCGUUGAGGAUUGCAAAGUAUGAUCACUACCACCCAAGCAUUAGGUUGCAGGUAGCUGAGGACAAGAAGGGAUAUCAGCAAAAAUAGGAUUCUUUGCUUGUUAAGCUUUUCGCUGUGCAUUUCCAGCCGUGCAGCUGUAUGACUGAAUAUUGUAUGGUUUGGAGACUUGAAGAAUUUGAGGCGUCAAUUUGUGUGGUGUGAAGUUUUUCUCUAGCUCUUUGGAGAUGAAGUAGCAACUGGCUUCUUGAAAAUAGAAACAGCAUCCAUGCUUUCAAGUAUGUGUCGUUGCAGCUAGUAGCUAUUUGUGUUAACCAGUGUUCGCAAAGUUGCGUCGAACAGCUA